This is a messenger RNA of Didymodactylos carnosus, 1752 nucleotides long. Lineage: Eukaryota; Metazoa; Rotifera; Eurotatoria; Philodinida; Philodinidae. The record is from the annotation of a GenBank genome assembly.
AUGUCGGACGGUGUGGAUAGUCAUAUAUUAAGACAUUAUGAAAUUCAAAAGCGUUUAGGCAAAGGAGCAUAUGGUAUCGUUUGGAAAGCAACCGAUAAAAGAUCAAAAGAAGUUGUGGCAUUGAAAAAGAUAUUCGAUGCAUUUCGAAAUCAAACAGAUGCUCAAAGAACGUAUCGUGAAAUCGUAUUUUUACGUGAAUUUGGCGAACAUCCGAAUAUUAUUCGUUUACAGAAUGUUCUUCGCGCUGAUAAUGAUCGUGAUAUUUAUCUUGUUUUUGAAUUUAUGGAUACACAUAAGCGUUAUGUUAUGUAUCAACUACUGAAAGCAAUGAAAUAUCUACAUUCUGCAAAUGUUAUUCAUCGCGACAUGAAGCAACAAGGUGGUACCGAGCGCCUGAAAUUCUUCUUGCCUCAUCCAAAUAUACCAAAGGGGACAUCUACGUUCAAUCAGUUAGAAAAAAUAUUACAGCAUAUCCCUUCACCAAGUCAAUCGGGUAUGCUAAAACCAAAAAAAUCUUUCGACAACUUAAUACCGAGUGCCAAUGAAGAUGCCCAUGAUUUACUUAAAAAACUUUUACAUUUCAAUCCAGACAAACGUAUAACAGCCGAUGAAGGUUUACGUCACAACUAUGUAUUAUCCUUUCACAAUCCAAACGACGAAAUAACAAAAGGUUACGAUGUUGUACCACAAUUAAGUGAUGAUAUUCAAUUAACUGUAGAAGAAUAUCGAAAAAAAUUAUAUGAAUUAAUUCAAUUACGAAAAGUAUCAGCUAAAACGGGAGGUGUUGUAUCAAAUUAUAGUUCAAAUUCGGAUGUCGGGGCUGCUAAUAGUAGUACCAACGUUAUUCAACCAACUCGUUCCACUUAUAGUGCAUCAGAACAUAAUAAUAAUAAUGAAACUACCACACAACAGGCACAGCAUCAUGGAAAAAGUGCUUAUAUCGAUCAGUCCGAGUAUGAUUCAUAUAAACAACAUAUUUCCAAUACACAGACAAAGCCUAUGGGCAAUAAUAAUCAUAACAAUAACUACAGUAACGAAUCAACAUCUAUUAUAAACGGGCGAACGUACUCUAAUAACAACAACGAUGUACCCAAAAACAGACAACAAAAAUAUACAAAUGAUAUAGAUGAAGAUUAUAUAGAAAAUACAGGACAAUAUUCCAAAGCUCCACCCUAUCCAUCACUUUUGGGUCGUUCACACAGUUACAACGGGAUGAGUUCAAAUCCCGGACAACCAAGAGUUCUAAGUGCAAAACAGCGAAUAACAUCCAAUUCAAAUAUACCAUACCAAAAAUCGAACGGUCCACUUAUCCGUGAAAAAUCAGCUAAUCGUGGAUCUCGUUCUGGUUCAGCACCCACGCCCACGCCGCCACCAAAAAAUUCUAGCUAUUAUUCGAAACGACCAACCGUUAUAUUUGGUGAUUCCGAGAAAAAUGGUUCACAAGCAAAAUCGAAUAAUAAAUUUAUCGCUAAUCUUCGACCAAACUCAGCCGAUACAAGAGCUAAAACUCGUUUUAAUUCGCUGUUAACAAACGUAACAUCGAAUGGAGGUGGUGGUUAUCUACAAAAUUCAUCAUCUUCCUUCGGAUUGUAUUCAAAUCAAACUGCAGCAAGACGAGCUCACAUGAACUAUAGUAAUAUGACAUCGUCAAUGGCUGCUAGAGAUAAUCUUGGUGGCUAUAGUCAGGCGAACGGAACACUUUCUCAAAAUGGAUUACGAGUUCUUGACAGCUUACUUCAUUAUACAUCAUAA